AUGAAGGAUUGUGACAAUGAAAGUGUGAAAGAAGAUAUGGAGUUACCAGUAUUUGAUUUGGCAGCCAUAACAAAUGCCACAGAUAAUUUUUCAAACAGCAACAAGCUGGGAGAAGGUGGCUUUGGACCUGUGUACAAGGGUACAUUGUCAGAAGGGAGAGAUAUAGCUGUGAAGAUGCUUUCAAAUAAUUCUACACAAGGACUGAACGAGUUAAAAAAUGAAGUUAUUUUGAUUGCUAAACUUCAACACCGUAAUCUUGUGAAGAUUCUUGGUUGUUGCAUUCAAGAAAAUGAAAACAUGUUAAUCUAUGAAUACAUGCCCAACAAAAGCUUGGAUUGCUUUAUUUUUGAUCAAGCAAAUAGUAAAUUACUAGACUGGCAUAAGCGCAUCAACAUUAUUAAUGGUGUUGCUAAAGGGCUUCUUUAUCUUCAUGAAGACUCUAGACUGAGAAUUAUCCAUAGAGAUCUCAAAGCUAACAAUAUCCUUCUAGAUAACAAUAUGAAUCCAAAAAUUUCGGACUUUAGCCUGGUUAGAUCUUUUUGGGGAGAUCAAAUUGAUUCCGAGACCAAUAGGAUUAUUGGAACAUAUGGUUAUAUGUCUCCUGAGUAUGCGAUGCAUGGACAGUACUCAGUCAAAUCUGAUGUAUUUAGCUUUGGAGUUUUAGUAUUAGAACAAAGACCGGAAGAUAGACCAAACAUGUCAUCUGUGAUUCAAAUGUUUAGUAGUGAGAGCUUAUUGCCUAAGCCGAAACAACCGGGUUUCUUUACAGAUUCACCUAAAGCAGAUUCUUCUUCUAGCAAGCAUGGAACUUGUUCAGGAAACGAAAUGACCACUACAAUAAUUGAAGCACGAUAA
Molecule: messenger RNA, 855 nt
Organism: Alnus glutinosa
Lineage: Eukaryota; Viridiplantae; Streptophyta; Magnoliopsida; Fagales; Betulaceae
Product: G-type lectin S-receptor-like serine/threonine-protein kinase SD1-1
Exons: 5
Coding region: 1-855 (284 amino acids)
Biological process (GO): protein phosphorylation
Molecular function (GO): ATP binding; protein serine/threonine kinase activity
Source: RefSeq, a predicted model, not a curated record